Molecule: messenger RNA, 4148 nt
Organism: Cydia fagiglandana
Lineage: Eukaryota; Metazoa; Arthropoda; Insecta; Lepidoptera; Tortricidae
Gene: DnaJ-6
Product: dnaJ homolog subfamily B member 14
Exons: 6
Coding region: 164-1234 (356 amino acids)
Biological process (GO): cellular response to misfolded protein
Cellular component (GO): endoplasmic reticulum membrane
Molecular function (GO): Hsp70 protein binding
Source: RefSeq, a predicted model, not a curated record
UUUUGACGUAUUGUGUCCUCCAAUAAUCCACUUCGUAGAUUGAGCAAUGGUGUAGUUGAAUUAUAAAUAAAAUCUAUUUCCGCUAAUUAGAUUUUCGCGACACGUCUAUCAUUUACUCUCGUAACGUGCCAGCUUUCACCAAAGAGUUAAUUCGAAAUUCAAAAUGACGCUCGAAGGGAACAAGGACGAAGCUGAGAAAUGUAUCGAUAUCGCGCAGGCAGCAUUUUCUGCGGGGAACACGGAGAAGGCUGAGAGGUUUCUGUUGAAAGCUGAGCGCUUGUAUCCCACGGCGCGUGCUAAGGAGCUGUUGACGCGGGUGCGGGCCGCAGGGAGCUCGGGGGGGCGCAAGACUCCGCCGCGAAGGGAGCCUGCCGAAGAAGUGAGGAGACGCAAGGCCCCUACGCACCAGGCGCCGCAGCGCGAGUACACGACGGAUCAGCUGGAGGCCGUGCGCCGGAUUAAUACGAAAUGCAAGGAUUAUUACGAAAUUUUGGGCGUGACGAAGGACGCGACGGACUCGGACAUCAAGAAGGCCUACAAGAAGCUGGCGCUGCAGCUGCACCCCGACAAGAACCAGGCGCCCGGGGCCAGCGAGGCCUUCAAGGCCAUCGGCAACGCGGCGGCCGUGCUGACGGACCCCGAGAAGCGCAAGCUGUACGAGGUGCGCGGCGAGGAGGCGCCGGCGCAGGCGCACGCGCACGCGCAGCACCAGUACUACGCGCGCGGCUUCGAGUCCGACCUCACCGCCGAGGAACUCUUCAACAUGUUCUUUGGGAAUGCCGCGUUCCCGGGCGCGGGCGUGGGCGCGACGGGCGGGUACGCGCGGCGGCGCGCGCGCUCGCCGGAGCAGCGCGAGCACGCCGGGCUGCUGCAGCUGCUGCCCGUGCUGCUGCUCGUGCUGCUCUCCAUGAUGAGCGGCUUCUUCAUCAGCGAGCCCGUCUACUCGCUGCAGCCCAGCUCCAAGUACCCCGUGCCGAGGGAAACUGUCAGCCUUAAGGUGCCGUACUAUGUGAAGGACAACUUCCACACCGACUACCAAGGCUCGCUCCGACGGCUGGAGAUGGCCAUAGAGGAGGAAUACAUAGUGGGUCUGCGGCACGCGUGCCAGCGCGAGCGCAACUACCGCGACAGCAUGGCGUGGAAGGCGCGCAACUUCGGCGACUCGCGCCAGUACGCCGACGCGCAGAAGCUGCGCACGCCCUCCUGCGAGAAGCUGCAGCAGUUCCACCGAUAGAGGGCGCCGGUCGCUACGCGCUCUAUUCUAUACAGACGCCGAUAGAUGGCGCGGUCAUAACAUGUAUUCAUUUUGGAUCUCUAUUGUUUCCCAAAUAGUUAUAAUGUAUUGUUUGUCCGAAUGUUCGUUAGUCGUAAUUGGUUUUUCUCAGAAACGCGUAAGUUUUCAGAAUUGCCGUAAAACAAACCUAACCUAACCUAUCGAAAAUCCCGAAAAGUUAACGGUUUUAGUUUUAUGACUAACUAUAAUAUGACAAACAAUACAUUAUGACAUAAAGCUUCAUGGGAAACAAAGGGACCCCAUUUAUUUUACUUCACAUCUAAAAUGACUCGGAGCACUUUUCAAACAGUUCUUAGCGCGAAAAAUGUUACAUUAACGGAAUGCGUUUAACAUUUUAAUGGUUUGAAAUAAUGUUUUAGCCUGGUGAGGGGCAGACUUUGAGAUUUCUGAUUUUUAUUGGUAAAAAAGACAGACUUUGACAUGUCAUAAAUGUCAUAAUACAGCAUAAUUUAAGAUUUCACUUUUUACGGGAUAUAUAAUACAAUUUCAAAAUGUCCAUUAUGUGUGGUACCUACAUGUCAAAAUAAAUAAUCAAAGAAUUAUAUUUACAAAUUGAUUUAGAAUUAAUUACAAAAUGUAGAAAAAUUACAAACAAAGAAUUUUAUUUAUUUUAUUAGUUUAAUUUAUUUAGUUUAUACUUACUUAUAAUAGUUUAUAAGUUUUGUUAUUGAAUAAAUGUUUAUGAACAAGGAAUGUAGACAACAUACCCACUACUAUAAUUGUUAUAAAUUAUCUCUUACUCUCAGGUCUCCUUCUUCUUAAGCCGGAUACUCAUUAGCGAGCCGUAACCGUUGCAUAUACCUACUGUAACAAAAAAAAUCGGGCAAGUGCGAGUCGGACUCGCGCACGAAGGGUUCCGUACCAUAAAGCAAAAAAAAAACGGAAAAAAAUGCAAAAAGAAAACGGUCACCCAUCCAAGUCCUGACCACGCCCGAUGUUGCUUAACUUUGGUCAAAAAUCACGUUUGUUGUAUGGGAGCCCCAUUUAAAUCUUUAUUUUAUUCUUUUUUUAGUAUUUGUUGUUAUAGCGGCAACAGAAAUACAUCAUCUGUGAAAAUUUCACUUUCUAGCUAUCACGGUUCGUGAGAUACAGCCUGGUGACAGACGGACGGACGGACGGACGGACGGACAGCGAAGUCUUAGUAAUAGGGUCCCGUUUUACCCUUUGGGUACGGAACCCUAAAAAACAUAGUGUGUACGUGGUUCGCAGGUUUUUUGGUUACAGUAUAGUCAGCAGCAAAAGUUGCUAAGCGGGCGAGGUGUUCAUAAUUACCUUUUCGCACUCUUAUUUUCUUAACAAUAAAGUCGCGUCAAGACUAUUUUGAACACCUCGCCCGCUUAGCAACUAUUGCUGCUGACUGUACAUGCAACGGUUACGGCUCGCUAAUGAGUAUCCGGCUUUAUUAUCCGGCGGUCGUGGUCAUGUCACGGUCGACUGCUGCGCCACCGCAGCUCUUGCGAUCCGUCGCCAUGUGGCUCUGUUUUUGGUGGAGUGGGGGCAAUCGUUUACUGUAUUUCCUGUGGUGGACUUGGCGCCAGUUGCACCAACCACAUUUGACAGACUGAUCAACGUCAGCGCCACUAUGAAACUUUCCAUGCAUAAAAAUUUAGCGAACGAACAGUUUGGUGCAACCGACCCUUAACCCUUUACCAGGCCCCUAAGAAGUAGCGUGUCUUAAUACGUACUGUAUAUACUGUUACAACCGUAUUGAACGCCUUGUAAAAAAUACAUUUACGAAAGACGGAGAUGUUCCUUUAAACCAGAAAUAAAAAUGUGGGUUACGGUCAUCCCAUCGCCUGUCUAAGUAAUUAACUGUCAUACUCGAUUUUGUCUUAUUAUAUUCUCGAUCAGGCGAAGGGACCAGGAAGGUGCGGGGGAUCAGGGGUGGGAGGAAGGGAUCAGGGAAGGGGGGGGGGCUUAUAUCGGAUCGGAGUCAAGGUUAAACUCCAAAUCUACUAGGAAACAUAUCAAUCACUGAAAACAUUAUUAUAUGAUCUUCAUUCACGGCAUGAGUUUUUAUGACAUGACAAGACAAUUUACCGGGCCAUGGGAAGAAUACCCAGCUCCCGCACAGUGAAACUCUAAUAAUAAUAAGGCCAUGGGAUAAUGUCAACCCACAUCUAAUUCUGGUCAUACACAAUAAUGCAUGAAUAUUUAGCAAUGUUUACGAUUACAUUACCUUUCAACACUCAAAAUCUACAAAAUAUCAAAAAAUUGUUCGACCUAUGUACUUCUGUUUCAUAGAAAUUAAGGAAAGUGGUCGAAUUUCUCCAUAGUUUACUGAAAUUAGAGUUCAAGGGAAUUUAAACGGCUGCCAAAGAUAUAUUACGCGAUUUAGAAGCGUGUUGUGUUGUGAAUGAAGAUCAUAAAAUACUAUUUUCAGGGAUUGACAAAAUAUUUUGUAGGAGGUUUGGAGUUAAAACCUGAGUACGGUAACCGAUAUGAGAUGUGGAGGAAUAUAUCCGUUCGCCUGGUAAAGGGUUGAUGAGGUCUGUCCAUCGUGUUGGGGAGCGGCCACGAGAUCUACUGCCCUCGACUCUCCCUUGCGCCACCAAGCGUUCCAUGGUGUCCUUAUUACGACGGGUAAGUUAUAUAAUACGAGUAUAUACCAAUUAUUAAUAUAAAAUUCACAAGAUAUACGCUCAUUUUGUAUAAUAAUUGUGAAUAAUAUAAGGUUUGCAUUGUAUAAAACCCGAAUUGUAUGUUCAAAUGGCUAAUUUGUUUUUAAAUAACAUUCAAUGUAGAUAAUUUCAUGUUGUUUAAAAGUUAAAUUUCAUAGUCGAACCAUCAAAAACUAUAUCAGUUACUAGAUCUAAGAACAUGAAUGAAUAAUAAAUUCCGUUAAGUUAUUAAA